Archocentrus centrarchus (flier cichlid) is the source of this 2169-nucleotide messenger RNA. RefSeq names its product DEAD (Asp-Glu-Ala-Asp) box polypeptide 18 (gene ddx18). Gene Ontology annotation, molecular function: nucleic acid binding; RNA helicase activity; ATP binding. The record is from RefSeq and is a predicted model, not a curated record. Lineage: Eukaryota; Metazoa; Chordata; Actinopteri; Cichliformes; Cichlidae.
CUGAGGGGUCCUGAGCGUCACUCACGUACGCACGUGUGUGGUAACCAUGGCGGAGCUGCAGAUGAAGCUCCUUCGUAAGAAGAUCCAGAAGAGAAGCGAGAAGGACCGAGAGCGCAAACUGCAGAAGCAGCAGCGGAGAGCAGAAGCAGGUGGAGCGGCUGAUGGAGCAGGUGGAGUGGGUCUGAACUUGAAUGGCCUCCAGGAGGAGGAGGAGGAGGUCCCCAGAGAACCAGAGGAGAACCAGGAGGAAGAAGAGGGAGCAGUGGAAGGAACCAGCACAGACGAAACUCCAAUGAAGAAGAAGAAGAAAAAGAAAAGGAAGCAGCUGCCUGAUGGUGCUGAACCUCCAGCUGUGAAGAAGUGCAAAACUGUAAAGGCAGAAGAGGAGGAGGAGGAAGAGGCUGAAGUAGCAGAUGAGAAUGGAGAGACAGCUGCUGAGAAACCUGAGGAAGAGGAGGAGGAGCCUGAGCUGCCGUGUGGAUUAACAGGGGCGUUCGAGGACACGUCGUUUGCCUCUCUCGCCAGCUUGGUGAGCGAGAACACACUGAAGGGAGUGAAGGACAUGGGCUUCGAGCACAUGACCGAGAUCCAGCACAAAAGUAUCCGCCCUCUGCUGGAGGGAAGGGAUGUCCUGGCUGCCGCUAAGACGGGCAGCGGGAAAACUCUGGCCUUCCUCAUUCCGUGCAUCGAGCUCAUCUACAAACUCAAGUUCAUGCCCAGGAAUGGCACCGGCGUCAUCAUCCUCUCUCCUACACGCGAGCUGGCCAUGCAGACGUACGGCGUGCUGAAGGAACUGAUGACGCACCACGUACACACUUACGGUCUGAUCAUGGGAGGCAGCAACCGCUCAGCCGAGGCCCAGAAACUCGCCAACGGCGUCAACAUCGUGGUGGCCACGCCCGGGCGCCUCCUGGACCACCUGCAGAACACACCCGGCUUCAUGUACAAGAACCUGCAGUGUCUGAUCAUCGACGAGGCCGACCGGAUCCUGGAGGUGGGCUUCGAGGAGGAGCUGAAGCAGAUCAUCAAACUGCUGCCCAAGCGGCGGCAGACGAUGCUUUUUUCAGCCACUCAGACCCGGAAGGUGGAGGACUUGGCUCGCAUCUCCCUGAAGAAGGAGCCGCUCUAUGUUGGGGUGGACGACAACAAAGACAAAGCCACAGUGGACGGCCUCGAGCAGGGAUACGGGUGUCCGUCAGAGAAGCGCUUCCUGCUGCUCUUCACCUUCUUGAAGAAGAAUCGCAAGAAGAAGCUGAUGGUCUUCUUCUCUUCCUGCAUGUCGGUCAAAUUCCACUACGAGUUGCUCAACUACAUCGACCUGCCCGUCAUGGCCAUCCAUGGCAAACAGAAGCAGACCAAACGUACCACCACCUUCUUCCAGUUCUGCAACGCCGACUCCGGCAUCCUGCUGUGCACAGAUGUGGCAGCUCGAGGCCUGGACAUCCCCGAGGUGGACUGGAUCGUCCAGUACGACCCUCCAGAUGAUCCCAAGGAGUACAUCCACAGAGUGGGCCGAACCGCCAGAGGCAUCAACGGCCGAGGCCACGCACUCCUCAUCCUCCGGCCAGAGGAACUUGGCUUCCUGCGCUUCCUCAAACAGGCCAAGGUCCCACUGAGCGAGUUUGAAUUUUCCUGGACUAAAAUCUCUGAUAUACAGUCUCAGCUGGAGAAACUGAUCGAAAAGAACUAUUACCUCCACAAGUCCGCCCAGGAGGCCUACAAGUCCUACGUGAGGGCUUACGAUUCCCACUCGCUCAAACAGAUCUACGACGUCAACACCCUGAACCUCCCCAUGGUGGCGCUCUCCUUCGGCUUCAAAGUUCCUCCAUAUGUUGAUCUCAACGUGCACAGCAGCAAAGGAGCGAAGCUGCAGAAGCGCGGCGGUGGCGGCGGUUUUGGAUACCAGAAGUCCAAAAACGUGCAGAAAUCCAAAAUCUUCAAACACGUGAACAAAGGAAAGAGCGACAGGAGGCAGUUCUCCCGCUGAGCCUCGCACCCCCCCCCCAAAUCCCUCGAACUUCCUGCUCCUGAGCGAGCGGACUGAACUGUCUCCCCUCAGACGUCGUGUUUGUCAUUUAAAAGAUAUUUUUGUAAAUGUUAUCAAUUACCAGCUAAAAAUUCUCUUUUCUUUAUUGCAUUUGCAGCAUAUUAAACCUCUAACAGGCUGAA